AUGAAGCCCCAGACACGAUCUCAGAAUCGCCGUGACUCGCAGGUCGCGUCUUCCAAGGAUCAAAAGACCAACCCAGAGCCUCAGACCUCGUUGGCGCCACCGCCGCGACCGGGUGCGCCGACUGCGUCUGACACCCCAGACUACUUCAGCUCCAUGCACAAUCCCUUCUCCCUGGAGCCCAAUCCGUUUGAACAAUCCUUCAGUGGGGACCAGCCAAACGAGACUCCAGGCAAAUCCCUGCUGCCGUCAGUGGCUGCCCUCACCUCCCCGGCCAUCCCGGGCUCCAACCAGGGCAACGGGUACAACUGGUCCAACUCGUUGCGCUCGGGACCUCUGAGCCCGGCCAUGCUUCCCGGCCCGACCGGCGGGAACGACUACUUUGACAGCAUCGGUCGCGGCUUCCCCACCCCGAACGAGUCUUCCUUGCGCACAGGACUGACUCCCGGUGGUGGUGGGUCCAUGUUCCCUGCCCCCAGCCCCAACUCACAGGCAUUGCUCCAUCAGCUUCAGAACGGAGGUGCGACGCCCUCAACUAUUGACUUCCACCGUACUGCCCUCGCCGCGAAGAAAAACAACGCGAAUGCUCCUACUUCCAACCCUAACGACCAAGAGCAAAGUAAUGCCAGUAACGUGGACGUAAAGCCCGCUCGCCCAGCCGACUUCACUCAGCACGAUGCAGCAGAUGCGGCCAAUGGGCUCUUCAUGUUGGCCAAAGGUGGCCAAGCCAACAACUCAAUGAACCAGGCCCCCAUGCAAAAUGAUACCCGUGCUGCGGCGGCCCGACGCGUGUCUCAAAACACCAACGGUACUAGUGGAGACGAUGUAUCUGACGCGGAACCUGCCAAGCCUGCCAGGGGUAAGGGUAAAAAGAAUGCCCCCAAGGCACAGGCCAACAACCGCCGCAAGGCCGAGGAGGCCCCGAAGGGUGCCAACAAGCGGACUAAGACGAGCAUGGACAUGCCAUCAGAUAUGGAUGAUGACGAUGACGAUGAUGACAUGAAGAAGUUCCCUAUGGAUACGAAGAAAAUGACCGAUGAGGAGAAGCGCCGCAACUUUUUGGAGCGAAACCGUGUCGCCGCUCUCAAAUGUCGUCAACGCAAGAAGCAGUGGUUGGCCAACCUUCAGGCUAAGGUUGAGCUCUUCACCACCGAGAACGAUGCCCUUACUGCUACGGUGACCCAGCUUCGAGAGGAAAUUGUCAACCUCAAGACCCUCCUGCUGGCACACAAGGACUGUCCGGUUUCCCAAGCCCAGGGCCUGGGUCCCUUGAUGAUGAACGGCAUGGGACCUGGAUACGAGCACCACGGCUAUAACAUGCCUCCCAAUAUGGGCAUGCAACAAGGUGGAAUUCCCGCUCAAGGCAUGCGCCGUUGA
Messenger RNA from Penicillium olsonii, 1374 nucleotides. The record is from the annotation of a GenBank genome assembly. Lineage: Eukaryota; Fungi; Ascomycota; Eurotiomycetes; Eurotiales; Aspergillaceae.